Syzygium oleosum is the source of this 2367-nucleotide messenger RNA. Its product is annotated as amino acid transporter AVT1C. Bases 474 to 2171 code for a protein of 565 amino acids. The record is from RefSeq and is a predicted model, not a curated record. Gene Ontology annotation, cellular component: plasma membrane. The transcript has 13 exons. Lineage: Eukaryota; Viridiplantae; Streptophyta; Magnoliopsida; Myrtales; Myrtaceae.
AGCCAAGAUGAAAAAGAAAUGGCAAAGAAUGGAGAACGACUGUUCUCAGCUCUUUCAGCUGUGAUCCUAGACAGACUGGUCAUGUAUAAAUAGCUGUCCACGCAGUAGAGUCAGUGUCCAGUAACUCAGUGGAGAGAGAGAGAGAGAGUGUGUGUGUGUGUGUGUUCUGGGCAUUUCUGGUGGAAUAUAUCGGGCACACAGUUCAUCUCUUUCUGUGGUUAGAGGGAGAUUCCGCAGAUUCGGGAUCCAUCCAAGAAACACCACUUUCUCUCUUGAUUCUCGGGAAAAAAGAAAAGAAAUAUAGGCCUGCAAAUCUUGAAUAUAAGGGAAUUGAUUGAUGAGUCCUUCACACGAGUCCAUACGUCCCUGAUUGGAUCUCCUACAUAUUCUUUUCCGGGAUUCGUUUUCGGGUGACUUCUUUGUGUUCAUCAAGGACUGAGUCUGUCGAGUUGCACAGGAGAGAGGGAAAAAACAUGAAGAAUUCAGUUUCUGAGCAGAGCUUCUACAUUGAAAGUGACGAGGAAGAAGAAAGGGAUGAAGAGAAUGGGUUUGGCAAAGGCGGCGUCCGCGGUGACGGAAAUGAAUCGGAUUCCUCCGCUUCCUCGGCGGAGAACCGCCAUCAGAACAGGCCCAGCUCUUACAACACCUCCUGGCCUCAAAGUUACAGGCAAUCCAUCGAUCUCUAUAGCAGCGUGCCGUCGCCGAACAUCGGAUUCCUCGGAACCACGCCGCUGUCAAAACUAAGCGGCUCAUUCCUCUCGUCGUCGACGCUGACACGGAGACACACUCCGGAGAUACUGUCGGAGGUUGCAAAGCCGCUUCUGCCAGAGCAGGAGGAGGAGCCGCUGCAGCAGCGGCGGAGCUCUCGCGCACUGCUCCCUCCACUACCGCGGAAGGCAUCGGUCCGGAAGGAUGAGAAACCGUCCAAAGGGGCUGCCCACGAGCUGCCAAUGUCUCGCCAGAGCUCUUACGGACAAGCUGUGCUCAAUGGCAUGAACGUUCUAUGCGGAGUUGGGAUACUGUCAACACCAUAUGCAGCAAAAGAAGGAGGGUGGGCCGGAAUGUCCAUAUUGAUCGUGUUCGGGGUGUUGUCCUACUACACCGGAAUCCUACUGCGUCACUGUCUGGACAGCCAACCCGGGCUUGAGACUUACCCAGACAUCGGUCAAGCCGCAUUCGGUACUCUCGGACGGAUUGCCAUCUCGAUUAUUCUUUACGUGGAAUUAUAUGCAUGUUGUGUGGAGUACAUUAUAUUGGAAAGUGAUAACUUGUCGUCCCUGUUCCCAAAUGCACAAAUCAGUUUGGGUGGAUUUCAUUUGGACUCGCAUCACUUGUUUGCUUUGAUGACCACGCUCGCUGUUCUUCCUACUGUUUGGCUUCGAGACCUCAGUGUCCUCAGUUACAUCUCUGCCGGGGGAGUUAUAGCAUCCGUGUUGGUUGUCCUAUGCUUGUUUUGGGUCGGACUUGUUGAUCAAGUUGGUUUCCAUGCCAAGAGCACGACAACGCUGAACCUUGCCACUCUUCCAGUCGCUAUCGGUCUUUAUGGCUACUGCUACUCCGGACACGCCGUAUUUCCAAAUAUCUAUACCUCAAUGGCUAAGCCAAGCCAAUACCCAUCUGUCCUUGUAACCAGUUUUGCCAUUUGCACUUUGAUGUACGCGGGAGUGGCCGUUCUGGGAUACUUGAUGUUUGGUGAAUCGACACAGUCGCAAUUUACGCUCAACAUGCCCCAAGAUUUGGUUGCCUCCAAAAUAGCUGUUUGGACUACGGUGGUUAACCCUUUCACCAAAUAUCCUUUUCAUAUAUCAUUUGGGACCACAUAUGCAUUGACCAUGUCUCCGGUAGCAAUGAGUCUUGAAGAACUCAUUCCAUCAACUCAUGUCAAAUCUUAUGCUUACUCUAUCCUCAUAAGAACUGCCCUCGUGUUAUCGACUUUGAUCGUGGCCCUAUCGAUCCCUUUCUUUGGUCUUGUGAUGUCACUUAUCGGAUCUUUACUCACAAUGCUUGUGACCUUGAUACUUCCCUGCGCUUGUUUUCUAAGCAUUUUGAGAGGAAGAGUGACGCGUUUUCAGGCGGCAUUUUGUUGCUUAAUCAUCAUAGUGGGGGUCGUUUCGUCGGUCUUCGGAACGUAUUCCGCCCUUUCGAAGAUCAUCGAGAACUUGAGCAGCUAAGGACUAUGAGAAGAGUUUUGCAGACGGAUGGGAGAUAUCUCUCUCACACACACACACACAUCACAUCUAUGUUACUCUCAAUUUUGACAGUUUUGAGUUUGUACUAGUACUCCUUUGAUGAUGUCUCUUUACCUAGUUAGUGAUCCUUUAUGAGUAUCAAUUUCAUCGAUAAUUUAUACAAGACACAUUGAUAUUA